AUGAAGGCAUCAUCAAUUUGCGUGGCUUUUGGGGUUGCGGCCAGUGCCAGCAGCCUGCGGUUAUCGCCUCGUAUAGAUGAAGCCACCGAGUUCACUCUUACUUUUGCUGUGCCGACUAUUGAAACAGCCAAUGGGACGAACCGGUUCAUGCAUAAGAGACAACUCGCGACGUCCGAUUUCCAAGAUGUUGUGCGGCCGAAUGUGGACACCUUAUACUCCAUGUCCAUUCUCGAUUUGACGCACCACGACCUUCUGGUGGAUGUCCCGGUCGUCAAUGACCGGUAUUGGGUCUUUCCCUUCUACGACGCGUAUGCCAACAACUAUGUCAAUUUGGGAAGUGUACACAACAGCACUGCUGGGAAGUAUCUCGUACGAUAUACGACCGACAGCAAGCCCGGUGUUGAGCUCUGUACGGAAUUGGUCAAGCAAAAAAAGAUAAGUUCAGGCGAAUGCCAUGGUGCAGAGGGCAUAGUUACCGCACCCACACCAUAUGGUAUCUUGCUCCCACGAUAUGCUGUCAAGGGCACCAACGGGGAUCUGGAAAAGAUCCAUGCUUUCCAAGAUAAGAGUAACAUACGACGAAUCCCCAAGCACUCCCGCUCAAGACACGAGGGCCAUCGUCAAGCACCAUUAACCAUUCCCCUGCUGAACUCAUCCAUCUCAUCGGAUCCCGCCACCAAGAUCAUGCAAUUGACAGCCCGCAUCACCCCCAACAACCCGCCACGCAAUAUCUCGGAUCUCAACCGAGUCAAUCGCAUGCUGGAGAGGGCAGGGAUCAAUUUCCACGAGGGAACCUACGAGCCGCCCACUGGUCAGAACCUGACCCGGGCCUACGCCGCUUCACUCGCCAACAUGGCCAAGGCCGCCAAACAGCCCGCGAACCUAGUCUCUCUCGGACACGAGUGGGUCCAAACGAGCUCGCAAGCGCAAGGCGACUACGGCGAGAACUAUCUCAUGCGACAAUUCAUCGCGUACAGGGGGUACCUAGCGUUGACGGCCUCCGAGGCUCUCUACCCGUCGUAUAGUUCUGACAAGGGCGGACGAACGAUGCAUCUCGGGCCCAAGGAGGCGUAUCUCUUCCGGUUCCCCAGCAAGCCCGAGCUCGCCGAGUUUGGAUUCUGGAGCUUGACGGCCUACAAUGCGAAGCAGUUUCUCGUGGAGAACCCGCUCAAUCGGUAUGCGCUGAGCGACCGGUCCAAUUUGACCUAUCCCGAUGGCGAGCGCGUCUAUGGGGGUCAGCAGGGCGAGCAAAAGGACGGCAGCUUUGAGAUCCUGCUCCAGCCGGCAGAUGUGGAGCCACCGAAGAAUUGGACUUCCAACUGGCUGCCAGCUCCCCGGGGCGGCGGGGAUUUUUCGCUCACGCUUCGAUUCUAUGCGCCGAGUGAGGGGUUGCGGGGUGGAGAGUGGGCGUAUCCGGUGGUGCAGAAGACGGCAGCCAUGGUGGGCUGA
Messenger RNA from Penicillium argentinense, 1449 nucleotides. Its product is annotated as DUF1254-domain-containing protein. Lineage: Eukaryota; Fungi; Ascomycota; Eurotiomycetes; Eurotiales; Aspergillaceae. The record is from RefSeq and is a predicted model, not a curated record. The transcript is spliced from 5 exons. Bases 1 to 1449 code for a protein of 482 amino acids.